AUGGUUCACAAAGACCAAAAAUCGGCCAUGAAUCUCCGUUUGUCAUUUGGGUCUAAGCCUGACCAGCUCGUGAUUCCAUCGCCAGUCAAAGACAAACCCACGGUCAACGGUGAUCGCCCGAUCGCUGAGGUUGGUUUUAAAUCUCAGGGAUCACCGCCGCACCAAGUCAAAACUUUUCGCGACCUUGGUAAUAUAGGGGAGACCUUUUUUGAUUCUCAACCUUGGUUAGAAUCAGACUGCGAAGGUGAUUUCUUCAGUGUUAAUGGCGAUUUUACGCCUUCUCGUGGUAAUACUCCAGUCCAUCAGAGCUUCUCCAUGGGAACUCCAAAGAGAGUCAAUGGAGUUCUUUCUGAGGAAAGAGCCCCUGGUUCCAACCUUGUACUUACUCCGACAGAAAAGAAAAUGAAACUAGGUGAACUCUUUAAAGCGCGCUCACAAGAUGACCGGGAUGCUGAUGAGCAAAAUCUAUUAGGAAAUGAAAAAGGUGCAAACAGAAAGAUGGAGGGUAAGACACCAGCUCGUGACCUGCCUCCAAAAUCCAUCAAUGGGACACCUUAUGUAUCUGGAGCUAACUCUGUCUGUGGUAGCGAAAGAACUCCUAAUGGAGAUUUAAAAUCAGAGGAGAAACCAGGAAGGUCAGCGCAGUGUUGCCUUCCAAGGCUGCGUUCAAGCCGUAGCUUUAGUGAAAGGAAGAAGAAGAUGAGCCCCACCAUUAGUGUUGGGUGA
This is a messenger RNA of Ilex paraguariensis (yerba mate), 726 nucleotides long. The record is from the annotation of a GenBank genome assembly. NCBI's taxonomy places the organism in Eukaryota, Viridiplantae, Streptophyta, Magnoliopsida, Aquifoliales, Aquifoliaceae.